Nilaparvata lugens (brown planthopper) is the source of this 1976-nucleotide messenger RNA. RefSeq lists its product as uncharacterized. Lineage: Eukaryota; Metazoa; Arthropoda; Insecta; Hemiptera; Delphacidae. Bases 1 to 906 code for a protein of 301 amino acids. The record is from RefSeq and is a predicted model, not a curated record. The transcript has a single exon.
AUGUAUGAAUUCCACUACGAUGUGAUGAAGCCCAUCUACAAGGACCGUCUUCAACUCCUAUAUCAAGAUACUGAUAGCUUAUUCUACCUUGUCAAGACAGAGGACAUGUACAACGACAUCAUCAACAACCAGCAGCUCAGAGAUACCUUUGACACCUCAGAGUACCCUGCAGACCACCCAUGCUACUCAGAUGCAAACAAAAUGGUGCUUGGCAAGUUUAAAGAUGAAUAUGCUGGCCAAGCGCCACUUGAGUAUGUAGGCUUACAAUCGAAGCUAUAUGGCUGUAGGUGUUACAAUAGUGAUCCAAAUCAGCUGACAAGUGGAUUCAUAAAGAAAGCUAAAGGAGUGAGGAGACCAAUACUUGGGCGAGAACUCUCAAAAAUGCAUCCAGAUGCUGAACGUUACAUAGGCUUCCAAGACUAUCUAGAUUGUCUAUAUGGUGAUGAGGAUAUCUAUAGAGAACGAGUGAUGUUUGGUACUAGGAAACAUCAGAUCAUGACCCAAGUCAUGAGAAAGAAGGCACUGAGCAAAGCUGAUGAGAAGAGGUAUAUUCUAGAUGAUGGAAUUACAACUCUUGCACAUGGACAUUACAAGAUCCCCACUCUAGCACACAUUGAUGAGGAGGAUGAGGAGGAGGAGGAGGAGGAGGAUGAGGAGGAAGAGAUGAUUGACUCUCAAGAAAUUCCUAAGGUUCAGGCAGCUAGCAGUACUACAACAGCUAAACGGUUACAUUCCUCAUCACAUGAUGAGCUCAUUAAUAAAGUCAAUGAGUCAGGAAGCAGUACUAUCCCUGCUAAACGGUCACGUCCCUUAUCAAAUGAUGAGCUUGUUGAUAUGACCAAUGACUAUAAAAUAGAUGGUGAUGCAUCCCAGUACAGCAUUCUGAGAAAAUUGCUUGAAAAGUGAGUCAUACCUCAUGCCAGGAAGUGUCAACAAAUCCACUGCGCAUAUGUCUUCGCCCUACAUUCACAUCGCAAGACUUUUUGGAAGUGGUCAUCAUCAGUUGAGGUCUGUGCACCGUGCUGUAAAGAACUAGCAUCAGCUACAACUAGAACUCCAGCUACUACUCCAGCUAGUACCCCUGCUGUUACCACUACCACUGCCAUCAUCAGCCUGCAGUGGAGCAAGCAGAUAUGUGUGAGUGUGGAGACUGUCUACUAGUAACCAGCAACCAAUGGAUUGUACAACCAUUUCUGAAGUUUGGAGAUAAGGACCUACCAGAACCGUUUGGAACAGCUCAAAACUUUCUAGAGACACUAACAUCCAUCUUUCAUGAUGCCGAAGUGUCAAGCUAUACCGACCUAUGCGAGGGAGCAGCCAUCUUGAAAUUCUCAUUCAGCAGAGGAUUCUGCGAAAUAAGUGAUAGAUUGGGUGAAUUAUAUCACUGGAUAGUUCUCGAUAUAUUGGACUGAAUCUAUUGAAUUGUAAUGUAAAUAAUCUUAUUAUUCAUAUGAAUGCUCAGUUUAUAUAUUAUGCUAUGUAUCAAUAAAAGAGAGAGUGUGUUAUUUCAAGAGAAAUAUGUUGUACAUCUUAUUCCAUACACCCUUCAACUUCUAGAGUAAGCACUCUUAGACAUUUAAGGUAUAGUAAAUACAAUAGGAAGCAUCCUUCUAUGAUAAACUUGUCUUUAUCAUACCAUGUAGGAAGUUCAUGAUGGUUGAGCUCAACAGCCUGAUGCCUAUAUAAAUGCUAAUUAGCAAGUUCAUAUAUCCAGUAUGGAUAAGACAGUAUUAGCACAAGAGCUGCACAAGCAAGCUUGUUGGAACUUCCCAACAAGAAAGGUUACAGUCAAAGGUCUUUAUGACCUCUAUCAAGCUGACCUUGUUGAGAUGAUACCAUAUGCUCAACAGAACAAAGGUUAUAGAUACAUAAUUACUAUUAUCAAUUGUCUUAGUAAGUUCGCCUUUGCUAUACCAAUUAAAAGCAAGUCAGCUGAUGAUGUGGUCAAGGCAAUCAGAUACAGAAAAUAACUCUUU